GAGCUUCCUGAUUUCUGAAGUCUGAGUGAUUUCCUCUGGGUGCCGAGAAGAAACAGCCUUCUGCAUUCACAGCCGAAGGGAAAGCAGCAGGUUGCGGCUUCUUGUGGCCAACUUCAGAGCCUGUCACCAGGAAAGGUAAGCAUGGGAGGAAGGAAGAUGGCGAGAGAUGAAGAAAAUGUCUAUGGUUUAGAAGAGAACACUCAGUCCCCGCAGGCGUCCACGCGGAGGCUCAUCCUUGUUGGUAGAACAGGGGCCGGCAAGAGCGCCACUGGGAACAGCAUCCUGGGCCAGAGACGGUUCUUUUCCAGGCUGGGGGCCACGUCUGUGACCAGGACCUGCGCCACGGGCAGCCGCAGGUGGGACAAGUGCCACGUGGCAGUCGUGGACACUCCAGACAUUUUCUGCUCCCAAGUGCCCAAGACAGAUCCUGGCUGUGAGGAGAGAGGUCAUUGCUACCUGCUCUCGGCCCCCGGACCCCACGCGCUGCUCCUGGUGACCCAGUUGGGUCGUUUCACCGCCCAGGACCAGCAGGCGGUGAGGCAGGUGAGGGACAUGUUCGGGGAGGAUGUCCUAAAGUGGAUGAUCAUCGUCUUCACCAGGAAGGAGGACCUGGCCGGGGGCUCCCUGCAUGAUUACGUGAGCAACACAGAGAACCGGGCCUUGCGCGAGCUGGUGGCCGAAUGCAGGGGCCGGGUCUGUGCCUUUGACAACCAGGCCACCGGCCGGGAGCAGGAAGCCCAGGUGCAGCAGCUGCUGGGGAUGGUGGAGGGCCUAGUGCGGGAGCACAAGGGCGCCCAUUACUCCAACGAGGUGUACGAGCUGGCGCAGGAGCUGAGCGGGGCAGUCCCCGAGGAGCGGCUCCGGAGGGUGGCGGAGCGCGUGGCCGCCAGGGUGCGGAGGAGGCCAUGGGGCGCCUGGCUGCCGGCUGGGCUGUGGAAGUGGCUGAAGCCCCCCAGGAGCUGGAGGCUGGGCCUGGCCCUGCUGCUGGGGGGCGCGCUCCUGUUCUGGGUGCUGCUCCACUGGCGCUGGUCGGAGGCUCUUGCGGAGGUCGGGCCUGACGGACAGCGCAGGUCCUAAAACUGAAGACAACUUGGUUAAGAGAGGCUAAAUUCUUGGAGCUGAAGGGAAAACUUCAUUCCAACGGAAGGAAUACCGUAGUUUCAGGCAUAGUUUUAAUGACACAGAAAACUUUGAAUGCUGCAUCAUCUUUGCAAUUUUGCCAAGGCUCAGAGUUCACUUUUUAAGUUUUUAACUCAUUUUAAAUGAUGUGUAUGCAGUUUUAAAAUAAAUUCGUCUAACAAUAA
Molecule: messenger RNA, 1304 nt
Organism: Symphalangus syndactylus (siamang)
Lineage: Eukaryota; Metazoa; Chordata; Mammalia; Primates; Hylobatidae
Gene: GIMAP1
Product: GTPase, IMAP family member 1
Cellular component (GO): endoplasmic reticulum
Molecular function (GO): GTP binding
Source: RefSeq, a predicted model, not a curated record